AUGGACCCUGAGAGCUACAGACCUGUAAGCUUCACCUCUGUGCCUAGGAAGAUCAUGGAACAGAUCCUCAUAGAAGCUAUGCUAAGGCACAUGGAGAACAAAGAGGUGAUUUCAGACAGCCAACAUGGCUUCACCAAAGGCAAGUCCUGCUUGAUGGCCUUCUAUGAUGGAAUGACAUCAGUGGACAAGGGCAGAGCUAUGAACGUAAUACAUCUGGACUUCUUACUGAAUGUGACAUAUGAAAAUGUAUUUCGCCUGCCUGCACCGAAUCUUGAUCAGUCAGUACAUGGCUUGAUGGAAGAACACGUUCCCGGGAGGGACGGGUGGCACAGCAGCGGCACAGGCACGGACGGAAGGCACGGACGGGCUGCCGUGGCGUGGCUUUGUGAUGCCGUUCAGCCAGAAUUCAGAUGUUUUUUGGCAGGUGGAAUUUUUCUAGGUGCUGAAGCAGGAAUGAUGGCAGGUUUUGGCACCACACUUGCCAUGACAAAGAAGAAGAACCCAGACUGGUUCAGUAAGGGGAUUACUGCCACAGCUGCACUACCAGAGAGUGGAUCAUCACUGGCCUUACGAGCCCUAGGAUGGGGCUCACUCUACGCAUGGUGCGGAGUUGGAUUGCUCAGUUUUGCCAUCUGGAAGGCUCUGGGUGUGCACAGUAUGAAAGAAUUCCAAACAAAAAUGCAGUCCAUCUUUCCAGCAAUUCCUAAAACUAAUGAGCCCACUGUUGAAUGGGAAGACUUACUUAAAUCCAAGUGA
This is a messenger RNA of Chaetura pelagica (chimney swift), 756 nucleotides long. It is a transcript of the gene TMEM242, whose product is annotated as transmembrane protein 242. The coding region runs from base 1 to 756 and encodes 251 amino acids. The transcript has 5 exons. The record is from RefSeq and is a predicted model, not a curated record. Lineage: Eukaryota; Metazoa; Chordata; Aves; Apodiformes; Apodidae.